GUAGCGAUUAGAAGCUUAAUCAAAUGAAUCACAAAAUUGUUGAAAUUCUGAGUGCUGAAGAAUGCGAAAAAAUCGCUAGAAAUACGCUUAAAUUGAAAAAAGAUGAAAGUAUUAAAAUUAAAAGUUAUGCCCUUGAAAAGGGGCCGAAUGAACUUGUAGGCUUCAUGGGAGAAUAUUACAAAUUGCACAUUCGAGUGCAAGAUGAGCGACUGGGAGCGAGUGCUGGAAUUAAAGAUUUUUGUUACUUUGUAAAAUCGGUGCCCAUAUCGAAUGAGCUGCACCGGGCUGAGUGCGAGCGUAAGUGUUUCUUCCGCAAAGAGGUCUGUGCCUAUACCGAGAUUUUGCCAAAUAUACAGAAAUAUGCUUCUACGAAAUUAUAUCCCGAGUGCUAUUAUGCCCGCAGAGAUUUGUUGGUGCUCGAAGAUCUCGUAACGCCUACUUUGGGUUAUCGGCACUUGGAAACAAAUGAGCUAUAUACGCAUAAGCAUCGAAAGUUAUUUCUUACACACUUAGCACAGCUACAUGCGGCCAGCAUUGCCUGGGAGGAAAGAGAGGGUAUAAAUAUUGGCGUAAAAUUCAAAGAUUCGUUGUUCGAACUGAUGCUGACCACUGAAAAUGAGUGGUAUAUUACCGGAGCGAAGGGUAUCAUUUUCCUCACAAAAAGGUACGAGAAAUUCCAAACACCCGAAAUACAAAAGUUGAUCGAUGAAAAGCUCUAUGCGCUGCUCGUAGAUGUGAAAAAGUAUACGGAACCCUCCGCGCGCAUGCGCAAUGUAUACUUGCAUCGGGACUCUUGGGAACGCAACAUUUUCUUCAAAUUCGACGCAAACCGCGAACCCACCUCCUGCUGCAUUGUGGACUUUCAGCUAAGCCGUUACGCGCCACCAGCCAUGGAUGUACUCUUCUUCUUGUACGGCGAAACGCCAGCUGAAGAAAGAAAACUGCGCAUGCAAGAAUAUCUGGAGUAUUAUUACGCCGAGUUGCAAGCGCGUUUCGCGGAGUUGAAGCUGCCACUCGACACUAUCACGAUGGAGGAUUUUCUGGAAGACUGCCGACGUACUCACCUGCCAGUGCUUAUUCUGGUGGCCAUUAUCAAGCCGCUGACGAUGAUGCCUGAUGGUUUGUCGCGCAAGUGGCGCGAGGAGGAACAGGAAAAGUUCGACUACUACAUGAAUGUUCAGCGCGAGGAAUUGUUCCUACGGCUAAUGGCGCUCGAUCCCACAUAUGAAUCGCGUAUUAUGUGGCCCAUUGAAGAGCUUAUGGAAUUUUUACAAAUAAAUGGAGAUUUGUUAGAUUAAGUAGACCUCUGAAAUUUUUUAGCUAAACUUAAA
Messenger RNA from Rhagoletis pomonella (apple maggot), 1331 nucleotides. RefSeq lists its product as uncharacterized. The transcript has 4 exons. The coding region runs from base 24 to 1298 and encodes 424 amino acids. NCBI's taxonomy places the organism in Eukaryota, Metazoa, Arthropoda, Insecta, Diptera, Tephritidae. The record is from RefSeq and is a predicted model, not a curated record.